This is a messenger RNA of Stegodyphus dumicola, 2376 nucleotides long. Its product is annotated as clotting factor G beta subunit-like. Gene Ontology annotation, molecular function: serine-type endopeptidase activity. Lineage: Eukaryota; Metazoa; Arthropoda; Arachnida; Araneae; Eresidae. Gene Ontology annotation, biological process: proteolysis. The record is from RefSeq and is a predicted model, not a curated record.
UCUUUGCGCGUCAAUUGCGGUUGCGGUUUGACAGGCAAUCAAAACUUCUUGUCCAAAAAGAACGGACAAUCGGCAUAAAACCCGAACAUUCUACCUAAAUAGACGCAGUUAAAACGCUACUUUAGAAUAAGAGAUACUUGAAUGAGAAUUUUUUCUAUGCAAAAACCAUCUAGCCUUUGAAAACUUAUAAAAGAUGAUUUUGUUUCCGCUACAGCUAGUGUUUAUCGUAGGCUUGCCAUGGGCCGCAAGCGUACGUUUCCCAACCCUUCGCAAGGUUUCUUGCCCUUCAGAUGAUGGGAGAAUAAACGACUGCAUCGUUAUCACGUCUUGUCCGUUUGCCUUGACCUCCAUUGCAAGGGGAAAGUACCCAAAAGUCUGUGGGUGGGUGACGGAAGUUCCGUUGGUCUGCUGUCCUAGAGAUACUUCGACGGAAGCUCCACCACACCUCGACGAUGAAAAGAAAGUCAACAGACUUAGUCCUAAAGGGUGUGGAAUUCGAAUCCUUCCUCGUUUGGACGAAGAUGAAACUGUGGCAUAUCCUCCUUUAAAUACAAAUGAUACUCUGCCAACAGGAAUUGAACCGAGGACUUUGGAAAAACUCGUUCAGAAUUCAACUUUAGCGUUUGAGAUCGAUCCCUUGCCACGCCAAUCAGGUGUUGCCCAUCCCCCGGUCCUUUUUGCUGUUGGAGGUGCGUCAGCUACAGUGAAAUGGCCUUGGAUGGUGGCAAUUUUUAAUGGAAAUACUAAGAAACAGCUGUGUGGAGGAACUCUUAUCGAUGAAAAGCAUGUCAUAACAGCAGCGCACUGCUUUGUCAGUCGAAGGACCGAUCCGCAUCUAUAUAAAGUUCAAGUGGGUGAACUUAUUUUGAGCGAACAGAAUGUUAACUAUGAAGUCCAAGACAUCAAGAUUCACGAAGGUUAUAGACCUCGUUACUAUUACGAUGAUAUCGCGAUACUUCGUCUUGCAGAACCUUUGACAGAUACUCCAGCUUGCCUGCCAGCGGAAAAGUUGGUUCAUGAACGGAACAAUGUCACAGUUCUAGGCUGGGGAGAUCUUUCAUUUGGAGGCCCGACUGCCAGCGUAUUACAGGAGGUUCAAGGAAUACCAGUGGUGGGAAAUGCUAAGUGCGAUUCCAAGUUCCGGAAAAUACCGAAUGCUCCAUUUCCCAGAGGCAUUACGGAAGGCUUCAUAUGUGCUGGUUUGGAAGAGGGUGGAAAAGAUGCUUGUCAGGGUGAUUCUGGAGGUCCUCUUCUGCAACAGCAUUCAGAUGGUACGUGGACACUAGUGGGAGUCGUUUCGUUUGGCUACAGAUGCGCAGAGGCUGGUUUUCCAGGUGUUUAUACGAGAAUCUCCGCGUACAUCCCUUGGAUCGAGAAGUACAUAGGCAGUCAGAAUGAAGUGCGUGUAGCAGAUAUGAAGAAAGAACGUUCUGAGAACUUUGAAUAUAUUGAUGGCAAGCCUUUAUGGAAGUCGCCCAUAGAAAGGGUACUUUUUCCUGGCUCAUGAACAAGACUCAUAUGAAACAACGUUCAUUUUACAUGAAGUCAAGUUAAUUCAAGGCCAAGCGUUUAUAAAAACAAUAGCAAGUGAAAUGUAUCUGAUUUAUUUGGGAACAGAGUAUGCUUCCGAUUAUCCGGACUAAUGCAUGGGAAGCAGCUUAUGGUUAAUUGAAAAACACGGAUAACUCAAACUAUCAAUUUUCAUGCAAAUAUUUUUCGACUUUCGUUGCCCGUACUUUGAAGGGGUAUUUCAUCAUUGCCUUCGAAUCCGGUUUGGACGACGAAGUCCAGUUGCGUUUCAACAGGUUAAUUAUUGAUGUCUCGGGAUAAAUGGAAUUGUUAUCUUAUGUUAUCUUAUGAAAUUAUUUUUUGUUAGUAUCUUCUUCACUUGUAUUUUCAGUAUAACUCUUUGCGUCCUUUGUUCUUGUGACAUUUGAAACGUUAAGUACUUGUAAUGUGUUCUUUAUAGACUUUUUAAGUUCUAAAAUUUUAAAAAGAAUGAGAAGAAAAUAUUCUCGAAUAUACGUAAGGAAGAAAAAAAGAAAAGAGAUGAACAAACAAAAAUUAUGCCUCCGACUAAACGCAUGCAGAACGAAUCUUACGAAAUAAUCGUUGAAACUAACUGUAAAUACGCAAUUCAGCGAUUUUUAAAGCAUGCUUGGACUAAGCGCGCGUCUCGUUUUUAUACUCGCGUUGAGUGCGAAUAGCAUUGUGAGUGCGUGGACACUAUCACGCAAGGAUAAUCGAGAGUACAUUGUACUUUCAUUUAUGUUAUUGCAUUGGAUACAAUGAUGCAUUUAUUUAUUUGUACAUAAUUUUUCUGGUGUGAAAUAUAAAUAAUUAAAUAAAUGGGUGUAUAAAAAAAUAAGUGUGUAA